Panicum virgatum (switchgrass) is the source of this 792-nucleotide messenger RNA. RefSeq lists its product as uncharacterized. The transcript is spliced from 4 exons. The record is from RefSeq and is a predicted model, not a curated record. Bases 292 to 792 code for a protein of 166 amino acids. NCBI's taxonomy places the organism in Eukaryota, Viridiplantae, Streptophyta, Magnoliopsida, Poales, Poaceae.
GCAGGAGGAGAUUCUCUUGCCGCAGCUUCCGCAUACGCUCGUCAAAAUCACCGAUCCUCUGCUUCAUCCCCCAGCCCCAACUCGCUACAGGAAGGCCACUUCUCCCCUGCCGGAGAAGUCCCAACUCUCCGGCGACGACCCUGGCCUGCUCCGCCCUUAGCCCCAUAGUUGAAUCGGUACCCAGCAGUCCACCUGUGCUCCCUCUGCUGAGAUUGACCCCAGCGUGCGUGAAGCCCCUUGCGAUUGGGUGAAUCGCCAAUCCCCAUCCAGGCCAUCGAAGAGAUCAAGGCUAUGAGGAAAAUUCAGGGGAGAUUAAAAGCAUUCUCAGUCCAGACCACACAAGGUGAAUGGAACUUCGAUGUCAGUACAAUCACCGGGGCAGCUGCGCAACCAUCUGCUGGUGUUGAUGCACGGACACAACCAUCAUCAGCAGCCCCUCAACCGCCUGAUGCCCGCAAUGCUAACGUGGUUAAGAUCAGUUGCAAACCACCAGCCAAGAUUGUUCAACGAUCUCUUGCCGAAUCAAGCAGUGCCAGGGAUCUUCCUCAGUGUGAUGAUGAUGAUGACUUCAUGGAACCUCUGCCGAGGCGACCUGUCACCAAGAAACAGUGCGUCAAUGCGAGUGUAGCGGACAAUGCAACUGGCAAGCAUGCGAAGAACCCUGUCAAGUAUGCUCAUGCUCCUACUGUUCGAUGCGCCCCAUCGGCAUUCAACUGGUUUGUCGACCACCUAACGUUCAACCAGCGUAUGCGAAUCAAAGAAAUGGGUUUUGGCGGGCUCCUUCAUGGCUAG